GUGUGCGAAGGGAAAUCUUCUACUGAAAAGUUCCAUGACAGUCGGGGUCCUGACGAAGGUAGUAAACACGGUCGAAAACGCCGUUUCCACAGUGCCUUGGAGGAUGGACAUUCCGAGCUUUGCAGUCGGCCUCAUCAUAAGCUGUUUAAUCAUACUCCAAGAAACCACAGCAAAGCGAGACCUACAACUGUACUGCGGAGCAUGCCAGGCUUUGGUAGAUGAGAUCCAGUAUGCCAUUGGGGAGGUAGACCCUCUUGAAACCCUAGAAAUGGGCUUCAGGAUAGACCCCCAGGGGCGUCAGAAAGUUAAGAAGAUCCCCUACGCAGGCUCUGAGGUUCACUUGAUGGAGUUGCUAGACGAUGUCUGCAGUAAGAUGAAAGACUACGCAGAGAGCACAGACCCAGAGACAAAGCUCAAGAAGUAUGUGCGCUUCAACGCCAGAAAAGAAGGUGAUCCUGUGGAACUGACAAACGUGUCUAUCAACCGAGACAUCAGUAAAUCAUUAGAAGUAGCUUGUCGUAAUAUUGUGGAGGAGUAUGAAGAAGAGAUUGUGCAAACCUUUACAGCCAAAGAGCCUAAUAUAAAGACGCUAAUAUGCAAUGAUGUUGCAGAGGUUUGUUCGGGUCCAGCAGAGGUAAAUUCUGAAAAGACGGAGCUUUGAUGAAGACCAACUGCAAUGUUUAUGUCUCAUCGUGGUAUGUCUAUUUAUCAAAAGUACUUUGCAACUUAAAAAUGGACCAGUAAGGUAUGCAGCCAUUAUUCAAGCACAGAGCCUAAUGUAUGUUGUUACAGGUGUACUGUCCAGGCUAUUCUUGAGUUUGAAACCCUUCUUCCCCACCCCCCCCCCCCCCCCCCCCAAAAAAAAAACGAAUUGCAAUUUUUUAUGGCAAUACAAAGGUUUUCAGACAUCACCCUAAAAUAAAAAAGGCCGCUCAGUGAGUUCGGUAAUAAUCUUGAGUAAUCUGCAGCUUUGGAAAUAAUUACUUCAGGUGGGGCAGACUGAUUCCUGCCUCCCUUUUAGGAUCCAUAAUGUGGGGAUUGGUAACCAGUCUACUUGCAGGGCAAAUCUGUUUGUGCGCAAAAGCAACGCAAAAUAGCAGUGUUUUUCUUUUCUUCAAAGGAUUGCAGAUGUACGAGGCGAGUUAAAAACAAAUUAGCUAAAACAAAAUCUUCAAAGUCAAAAUUUACUAGGGAAAGGGACCUAGGAAAGAAUUGUGCUUAGCACAGCAAUACUUGCUCAUCAAAAAUGGGUUACCGGCUAAAAUGUCAAGUGAAAAGCAUCUCCAUUGACUGGUUCCCUGUAACUUGUAUUAUAUUGCAUAUAACUCCCUGCUCAGCAGCUUGCCCAGGACAAAACAGUUUUUGAAAAUCGGAAUUAUGGACUGGAAAACUAACAAGGUUAACCACUUCCCACCAUUCCUUUAUAAUGUAGCUUUUAUUUCGUAUAGAUUUGUCUCUCAUGUCAAGUGGUAUUGACUUUUAAUAUUUCUGAUUCCAUAUGUAUGAAAAGUAUGUGCACAGUUGAUCUCAUUUAUGUUUUGUAUUUUGUAUGUCUUUUUAUUGGUAUGCCUGCUCCACAUUUCACCAGGGAAGUGUUAUUUCAUCGUAUCGAAAUUAUUUGAUUUUGUUCUUGUUUUGUGGGGGUUUUUUUGGAGGGGGGUGAUUUGUUUUUGAUUUUUCUUUCAUUGUACUUGUCUUGCACUCAAGCAAAAUUUUUAAAUAGUGAAUAAUAUUGAAAGUAUAAUGUAGUACACUCGUGUCCAUCGAAAUUCAAUCGAAAUUAAAUUUGAGAUAAUUUUGUUUAUUGGGUAAUUGGGCACCGAUAGUCUUUCAUCAAAUAAGUGUAAAUAGGAGACAGAAAGUAUAAUUUGUUCCUCCAAUCUUUUCAAACUUAAAGAGGUUUUAAAGAACAUUUCUUGAACAUGUUAAUGUCAGACGGAUCUAGACAAUUAAUUUGCGUUUUCCUACCAGAAAAUUCCCUUUAAAAAAUGUGACCAGUAAGUUUUGUUGCACCAAAAUAUAUGUAAUUAGGAGGGAUGUGAGCUUUGUUGACAAUGGUAAAAGUAUAAUAAGGCAUUUUAUUAAAAUCACUUGAAUUUUUCAUCAAAA
Patiria miniata (bat star) is the source of this 2109-nucleotide messenger RNA. RefSeq names its product protein canopy homolog 2-like. NCBI's taxonomy places the organism in Eukaryota, Metazoa, Echinodermata, Asteroidea, Valvatida, Asterinidae. Gene Ontology annotation, cellular component: endoplasmic reticulum. The record is from RefSeq and is a predicted model, not a curated record. The transcript has 6 exons. Bases 35 to 661 code for a protein of 208 amino acids.